Molecule: messenger RNA, 3449 nt
Organism: Manis pentadactyla (Chinese pangolin)
Lineage: Eukaryota; Metazoa; Chordata; Mammalia; Pholidota; Manidae
Gene: PACSIN2
Product: protein kinase C and casein kinase substrate in neurons 2
Exons: 12
Coding region: 330-1790 (486 amino acids)
Biological process (GO): caveola assembly; actin cytoskeleton organization; regulation of endocytosis
Cellular component (GO): cytoplasm; plasma membrane; endosome
Molecular function (GO): protein binding; phospholipid binding
Source: RefSeq, a predicted model, not a curated record
GCGGCAGAAGCUGCCGGGGCUGCGCAGGGUAGGGCUGGGCAGCGAAGGCGGGAGGCGGGCCGGAGCCGAGCUGGGGCCGGAGACGCCGUCGCGGCCGGAGCGGGGUGAGCGGCGGUCGGAGGCGAGCUGCGGCCGAGGAAAAUCCUCACUGACCACCGUCCUGCCUGCGGGAGACCCCACCACUGUCCCCCUGGCUUCCUGGUCUACCCGUCCUCGGCAGCACCUGCUCCGCACCCCUUCCUGCUCUGCCUGUUUGUGUGCGAAUUUUGAGUGUCUGACGUUGACCUCAGAAUUGCGCCUUCGCUGCUGCUGCCUCGCCUUUUGAAGAGAUGUCUGUCACUUACGACGAUUCCGUUGCAGUAGAAGUGUCCAGUGAUAGCUUCUGGGAGGUUGGAAACUACAAGCGGACCGUGAAGCGAAUCGAUGAUGGGCACCGCCUGUGUGGCGACCUCAUGAACUGCCUGCACGAGCGGGCGCGCAUCGAGAAGGCGUACGCGCAGCAGCUCACUGAGUGGGCCCGGCGCUGGAGGCAGCUUGUGGAGAAAGGGCCGCAGUAUGGGACAGUGGAGAAGGCGUGGGUGGCCGUCACGUCCGAGGCGGAGCGGGUGAGCGAGCUGCACCUGGAGGUGAAGGCCUCGCUGAUGAACGGGGACUUCGAGAAGAUCAAGAACUGGCAGAAGGAGGCCUUCCACAAGCAGAUGAUGGGAGGCUUCAGGGAGACCAGAGAAGCCGAGGAUGGCUUUCGGAAGGCACAGAAGCCCUGGGCCAAGAAGCUGAAAGAGGUAGAGGCAGCAAAGAAAGCCUACCACGCAGCCUGCAAAGAGGAGAAGUUGGCGAUAUCACGAGAAACCAACAGCAAAGCAGACCCAUCCCUCAACCCUGAGCAGCUUAAGAAAUUACAAGACAAAGUAGAAAAAUCCAAGCAAGAUGUUCUCAAGACCAAAGAGAAGUAUGAGAAGGCCCUGAAGGAACUGGAGCAGGGCACCCCCCAGUACAUUGAGAACAUGGAGCAGGUGUUUGAGCAGUGCCAGCAGUUUGAGGAGAAGCGCCUGCGCUUCUUCCGGGAAGUCCUGCUGGAGGUCCAGAAGCACCUAGACCUGUCAAAUGUGUCCAGCUACAAAAACAUUUACCACGACCUGGAGCAGAGCAUCAGAGCUGCUGAUGCGAUGGAGGACCUGAGGUGGUUCAAAAUCAACCACGGGCCGGACAUGUCCAUGAACUGGCCGCAGUUUGAGGAGUGGUCUGCAGACCUCAAUCGGACUCUCAGCCGGAGAGAGAAGAAGAAGACCAGUGAUGGCGUCACCCUGACGGGCAUCAACCAAACAGGCGACCAGCCUCUGCAGAACAAGCCCAGCAGCGACCUUAGUGUCCCAAGCAACCCUGCACGGUCAGCGCAGUCCCUGCCCAGCUACAACCCCUUCGAGGAUGAGGACGACACAGGGAGCACCGUCAGUGAGAAGGAGGACACUAAGGCCAAAAACGUGAGCAGCUGCGAGAAGACCCAGAGCUACCCCACUGACUGGUCUGACGACGAGCCCAGCAACCCAUUCUCCUCCACGGACGCCAAUGGGGACUCCAACCCGUUUGAUGAGGACGCCGCCUCCGGGGUGGAAGUGCGGGUCCGGGCCCUUUAUGACUACGAGGGGCAGGAGCAGGACGAGCUGAGCUUCAAGGCUGGGGACGAACUGACCAAGAUAGAGGAUGAGGAUGAGCAGGGCUGGUGCAAGGGGCGCUUGGACGACGGACUGGUUGGCCUGUACCCAGCUAAUUACGUCGAGGCAAUCCAGUGAUGGCCAGUGGGCUGGUGGUGGAGGGAUGGAGGCGUGGUCCCAGGAGCGCUGUUAGCUAUCGCCUGGCAUCGCACCUCCGGCGCCUCCAGCCAGCCGCGUGGGCGUCCAUUCCUUUUCCUGCAAAAGAUGAUGGUUCCAUUGCUCUUGGCUUCAUGCUGUCUCUUGAAGGCAGCCGAGCUGGUCGGUUCACCGGGAACUCGGCACCCUUUGCGCUGUGCAGAGAGAUCUGAGUGCAGGAAGACGCAGCACAAACCACGGCCCUGCCCUCCACCGCUGUGUGUCGGCUCAUCGUCAUCUGUGCACCCUUGGCCUGUCUUUCUCUGUCUUUCUCCCUCCUCCCAGUCAGUGGUGGGUUACGCCGACUGUGGUUCCUCCGAUUUUUUUUCUGUGACUUUUCUCUGACGGGUCCCAUCACUCACAACUUAAAUGAACAAACUUACGUGCCAUUUUCUGAGUGAAUGCUUCGAAGUUUUUUAUUUAAAGCCUGUGUACAGUUAUACAUUUUAAAAUACCUGUUCUUCCAUUUAUGUGUAAAUUAUGGCACAGAUUGAUAUAUCCAUGUUGAGGGAAGAUCUCUCUUUCCAUGCUGUACUGUUAGUCAGCCAGGCCUCCGCCUGGGGCAAGCUGCAGGAGUGGGGCUCAUUUAGACGGGUGCAGACGAGGCCAGAGAGCGUGGCAGGGAGCGGGGCACCGUGGCCGGGCUCCCUCCCGGUGGGGGUGCUCUGUGCAGCCGGGAUGGCCAAAUGUGAGUUUGGAGAAGUCUUCCGUAGUGCUCCCAAAUGUCGCCAUAGUUAAAACUACUUUCACUCUGUGCUUAAAACUUUACUCUUGCAAACUAACAAUUUUAGUGAUUUGGAACAAAUUCAGUGAUUUGGAAGGUUAAAAAGACUAACUUUUCAAGAGAAAGCAUCUGUAGAUGAAGGUGCUUUAUAUUAGACUGUCAUGUCUUGGUGUAGAUCUGUAUCUGCUGUUUGAUACUCAGAGAAUCUAAAGAGCUUGUCUACUGUUUUCAUGAGAUGUACCCGCUCUUGGCACAGUGGCUUCCAUUUGUGAACUGCUGGAAGGCCGUGACAUUCAGGCACAGGCCCGGCUGCUCCUCCAGGCUUGGGGCGUGGACCCUGCACCUCUUGCAGUGGUGACUGCUGUGGGCAGGCUCUCCUCACCGGGCAGCGGGGGUCUGGCUUCUGCCGAGCCUCCGUCCCUUCUGCAGCACGACACUGUAACCCCCGACAGCUCACCCUCAGCGUGCCCCUCCGAGCAGACAGAAGCUGGGUUUCAGCCCCCAGCACAAGGGUCUCUGCUGAGCGUCCUUAGCUGUCAGGGAGCCCAGUGCUGGGGCAGGAGGCUGCACUGUCAUCAAGGGCAGGGGAGGUGGGGAAGGAGGGAAAAGCUUUAUUCUGUGUAACUCAGACAUUGGUGAAGUGGCCGCCGCCAUCACAAGCUAUGCAUUUGCUCAGUGUUCCCAGUGAGCUCCAUGUCUUGCUUGGAAAGUGAAUGUGUGUGUCUGUCUGUUUCUGUCUGUCCUUAAAACUUACCAGCAGAAAUCCUCAUUCCUUUGCUACAGAUUUACCAAAAAUUGUCAAGUCUUCAGUUUCGGAGUUUCUUUAAAUGUAUAGUAUUUUAGAAAAAACAAUCAAUAAAUAGUUGAUCUCGUGAGUA